Molecule: messenger RNA, 3415 nt
Organism: Coregonus clupeaformis (lake whitefish)
Lineage: Eukaryota; Metazoa; Chordata; Actinopteri; Salmoniformes; Salmonidae
Product: proline-rich nuclear receptor coactivator 2
Exons: 3
Coding region: 430-900 (156 amino acids)
Biological process (GO): nuclear-transcribed mRNA catabolic process, nonsense-mediated decay
Cellular component (GO): P-body; nucleus
Source: RefSeq, a predicted model, not a curated record
UGCUCGAGCUUCCAUUUUGUUGCAAAUCAGACAGUCGAGAGGUAAAGACUCAUCUUUUACACCGUAUGAGGGCCACACAUUUGUAGAUAUAGCAAUUUAUACAUUCUCCAUCCAGAGAUUUCAGACGUCAAUUCAACAAUCUCUGACAAAGGGCUUUUACCAACCAAGCCUGAGGAAGUCGAUCGGCUUCUUGGAGCAUUUUCGUGCGCUGAGGUGAAUUGAUGUUCUACUCGGCUUCACGGGAAAACGACGCUCAUUGGCACAUGACAACUCCAGAUCUUGCUGGACCUAAAAGUGCAGCGAGAAGUAGACCGAAGACUACUUCGAGGACCUGGAGCCCAAUUGGAAAGGAGAAAUUAAGAAGGAAACAUCUCUGCACAUUCAACUUUCUAACAACAAAGAGGUGACACACAGUGUGAAAAGUACAGCAUGGGAGGCGGAGAGAGGUACAACAUUCCAGUGUCCCACCCAGAGCGCCCAUUGCCCAAGAAGAACCAUCAGCUGGGCCGGGCUAAGCAGAGAGUUGUACGCGAUCAGAAUGGAGUGACAACAGUACCAUCCUCAGGGGCGGCGGGAGGUCCUCACCAACAUGGCCACCGCAAGGGCGUAGCCUACCCCUGGUUUCCAGAGGCGCGGCUGGCCGCGUCGGCUGAGAAGAAUAACGCUUCUGUCCGUUUUGCCAACGCCUACGAUCAGAAUUGGGAGGGCGCUGUGUCCCACCUGAACACACUUCUAGCCGCCCAGUGUGGCGGCCCGAGCUAUGCCGGGGCCAAGUUCAGCGAGCCACCCUCCCCCAGCGUGCUGCCCAAGCCCCCCAGCCACUGGGUCCCCAUGGGUACCCGUGACAGCAGGGAGAUGAUGGCCUUCCAGCUGAAGAGCCUCCUCAAGGUACAUGCCUAGAGAUGGACUCCCAUAACCUGACCUUUCAAGGCCAACGUGUGAACGAAUGCCCCUCUGAAGGCUCCUGCCUGCCUGGAACGCCCCAGCGCUGUAAUACACUUUUAGCUAUUUUUUAGAUAGAGGUCUUCGAAGGGUGGGAGGCAUGUUGCAAGUAGAUCUCUGCUGCAAAUGUUAGUCACCCUUUAUUUGUUUAAAAUUUUGGAAACCAUAUAUUACAGUGCUGUAGCCUUGUCGGUGGGGGAGAAUGCUCUCAUUGGAGUCUGUUUUCUGUCACUAACGAUGAACUGGAUAUCCUUCGUAUUCAUGCUCUGUUCUUUUUUAAAAGUUUUUUUGGGUUGGCCAUUAUAGCAAGUCUGUGGGCUUUUCUUCCCAAACUGUAGGGUUGACUACUGUUAGUAUACACUUAAUGCAGUGUCAUUUACAGUCCAUUUCUGUGGACAGGUAAUUCUUACUUUGGCACGUUAAGUUCUGUUAAUUAUUAAGGAGUUCACCUCUGACAACCUGGUGCUGCCUGAAGCACAACCUACAAUUGUAGGAUUUCUUUGGUUUGACUUAUUAUUUUACCUCUGGUUUUUGAGGGAUUUAAAAGCCACUCUAUGUGCUGCAGGGAAACCAGAGCUAUCUUUCAGGAGGGAAUCAGCUGUAGUAGUGAGUACAGGUCACAAGUAUAACCUCAAACUGCAGUGUAAUAUGAGGCCAUGGCACACAGGCCUUGAAGGUUCAACUCCUGUACUUUUUUAUUGCGCUGUGCGCACUGCACUAUGGGAGUUGUGCUGGUCCAAGGCCUGCAGCUGUAUCAUACCAUUAUUUUGUCUAUUUGUGAUGUAGUUGAUCAAACAUUGAGUCAGUUUUGUCUUAACCAAAGCAAUGUAUUUAGCUGUGAUUUUUCGCCAUAUCUCCCUUGCCUCUCUGACGUGGUUAUCAGUGCCAUAUCAACCACGUUGGCUUGAGUGGCACAGGGAAUUUGGUCCUCUGGGUCACUUUUCCAAUGCAAUCAGUACUGUUAUUAGCCACUUUCAAACUAUCUCCUUACCUACUGAAGCCCCACGCGGUAAACAAUGCGGAAGAGGGCCAUUCAACUGGGACUUUAAUAGUUUCACAACCUCUAUCUCCUAUGUCAUGGCCCUGUUUGCUGUGUGGCAGUUUCUUAUGAGGGGGUGCAAAGUUGAGAGAAGUGCGUCACGUGGCAGAGGACUGUAGGCGCAAGGCCAGUGGAUCUGUUUACAUUUAAAAUGUCUCCAGCAGCAAUCUCCAGAUACUCACUGCCUCCUGCACCCUACUCUUCUUAAACUGCAAUCAAAAUUGUUUUCAUAAGUUACAGGCUGAGAUGCCCUUUUAUCAGUGGGUGGUUAAUUGACUAUCUCCCUCUAGGUUCUAAUUUGAGGGGAGGCGGUCUUUUAUUUUCUUUGCAGAAUGGGAACUGUAAUGGCCAUCUUAGAGACGACAAAAGGGAGCUCACGAGCUUGAAAUCAGUUAAAGAAAAAGAGCCAUGUAUAUAAUGAAAUGUAUAAAAAUACUUGUAGCAUAUGUACAUUUUGCAGGGUGACUUUAAACCUGCUUGAUAAAGUAUUUUUUAGUAAUACACUGAAUGUAUAAGUCAUGCUAAGGACAUGUCUUGACUUCAAAUACUGAAUAUUUUUGUAGAAAAGAAAUCUGCCUAUAGCAUUUGUCAAUACCCCUGCACUGUGUAAUAUUGCCAGUGAUGUUGCACAUAUUUUUUUAUUUUAUUUUGUAUUAUGCACAGUGUAGGGUAAAAAAAUGCAGUGUGCAAAAAAUUCAACUUAAAUUUGACCUUUCUGAGGAGACUUCGAUAUGUAUGAAUUGUUUUAAUUUCCAGAUGCGCUACAGCCUGAAAUGUAUUUACUGAGACAACCACUGGGGGCUGGUUUCCCAUAUACAGAUUGACCCGUACCUGGAUUAAAACAACUAUUUCAAAAGAUAAUCUCCAUUGAAUUUCGUUUUUUAAUCCAGGACUACUUAUGAUCUGUGUCUGGAAAACGUGCCCUGAAUUUUGAGUUUGUCAACUUGAUUGUGACUACAUUUUAACCCAACAUUGAAGAAUUCUGUUGUUGAACCAACAUUGAUUUAUAUUUUUUGAUUAGGUAAUGUUUGACCAAAAAUGUAUAUCUUCAAACCACCUUCAAUUAUCUGCUGUUCUUCCACCAGAAAAUAAUUGAAUUUGGCCCUAUGUUAUUGUGAAACUGUUUUCAUCUGCUUUUAUUUUGAUAUUCUGCGAGUUAUGUAUUGCCAUAUUUUUUUUGUUUUGUUUACAGAAAUGUGUCCUGUUGGUUUUUGCUAAUGAUUCAUACAUGUAGAAGUCUCAAGGCUUUCAAAACAAAUUGGCUUUAAAUUUGUCCCAUGUGUUACUGUCACCAAUGAAUAUGAAAUUAUGCCACAUGUCCAGACUUGAUUGAAUUCGACUUUAUAAAAAAAAAAAGAACUCCAAAGCACUGCUUUAAUUGGUCUAAACAAAAAGUAACCCCAACAAUUAAAAUCCCUUCCCUUUCCCCCCCUA